ACAAAACCAACGUGUCCGCCUCUACCACAAAAAGCCACCUGAGUCUCUGUACUCACUCUUGGGCCGUCACUGCUCUUCUUCAGAAAUCCAAAACCCUAGAAAUUCAUAUCCCACCGUUUUCUUGUUCAUAUCUCCAAAUGAAAUGGGACAUGGAAAUCGAGGAAAUCGAGGCCGUGCUGGAGAAGAUUUGGGACCUCCACGAUAAGCUCAGCGACGCCAUCCACUCCAUUUCCCGCGCUCACUUUCUCCACUCCGUCAAGGCCCUCCGCCAGUCGUCGUCGGAGAAGGAGAAGAAGACGAAGAAGAACGACACCAUCACCACCGCCGGAGAACUCUUCUACGGAAGCGACGCGGCGGCGGAGGAGGAGAGGCGGGCGGGGUUUGUGUUCGUGAAGGACUUCCGAGUCGAGGCGGAGGAUGACUCGGCGGCGAUAAGGGAGGCCAAGAGCCUUAAUGCGAUACGGACCGCGCUUGAGAACCUGGAGGACCAGCUCGAGUUCUUCCAUACUGUACAGGUGCAGCAGCGGGCUGAGAGAGAUGCUGCAAUUGCACGCUUGGAGCAAAGCCGCAUUGUUCUAGCACUGAGAUUGUCUGAACACCAUGGUAAGAAAUACAAGGUUAUUGAAGAAGCUCUCGCCUUUGUUGGAGAUGUCUGUGAUGCAAAUGGCUUUGUUUCUCCCGAAAGUCUCUAUGUUCCUCCAGUCACUCCUGGUGACAACUUGACGAACUCUGAAGGGAAGAGCUCUAACAUCUUAAUGAAAGUUCUUGUUUCAAGUGUAAAUUUUGCCAAGAAGACUCUUAAGUUGGAUAACAUGGGUGGACUACUGGGAAAUGCUGCAUUGGUGGCAGUCAGCAUGAUCGCAUUGGUGCAUAUGCAACAGGUUGCAGUUAAAGAGCAUACACAGCUGGUGGAAGAUAAAAUCUACAUGAACAGGAGUGCUAGAAAAACUUCCAGGACAGAGGGGGCAUCAUCCAGUAGUCGUCUCAGCAACUUGGAUGUGCUAUUAGCCAGGGGUUAAGGGAGAAAUCCUAAAGUUUUGUAGCAGGCAGUUGAAUGAUGGGUGGCCUUACUUCAUAGUUCCAUUGGGUUUGAAGAGUUUCUCAAGAGGUGUGGUAAUGUGUAAUAUAGUAGGCUGUUCUUAUUCAAGUUUUAGAUGACACGAACUAUCUUACAAGAUAUUCGAGGUUGUUCCCCUCUUUCUGUAAUCAUCUGAAAUUGGUUGUGCAUAUAGCAAGUUCGGAUAUUCGCCAUUAAUAUUCACAUGUUCUGUUUGAUCUUCAGUGUCC
Fragaria vesca subsp. vesca is the source of this 1287-nucleotide messenger RNA. RefSeq names its product plastid division protein PDV1-like. Bases 138 to 1019 code for a protein of 293 amino acids. Lineage: Eukaryota; Viridiplantae; Streptophyta; Magnoliopsida; Rosales; Rosaceae. The transcript has 2 exons. Gene Ontology annotation, biological process: chloroplast fission. The record is from RefSeq and is a predicted model, not a curated record.